AUGACAACAAACAGCGGUUCUUGGGGCGAGAUCCGCAGCACUGGCCCCAUGGGCGUCGAGGACGAUAUCGUCGUGUCGACGGUUAGAGGAGACAUUAGAGGAACGCGCUACCCGCACAUUUUGAAUCAUAUCAGCGUCUACACGAUUCCUUCCAUCGACGAAGUACUCGAUCUCUACUCGCAGUCUUCCACCGACCACGUUCCAUCUAAACCCAGCGUAUCACCACCGCAUCGAGCGCAGCAUAAGGAAGACAACCAGUCCAUAGUCGCAUCCAUCGCUCGCGCCUACGCAGGCACCAACGGCCCCGAAGUCAUCGGCCCGGGUUCUCAGCUCUACAACCUCAGCAACGCGCAUUCUUCUAGCCUGCCUCCCAAUUUAAGCACCGACAGACUCGCGCCACACGCAAAGCCAACCAUCUACCGCAAAGACUCUUGGGAUUCAGGAUCCGAUAGUGAUGAUUCUGUGUAUCUCUCAACUAUUCUCGAAGAGCCAGAACCUCCGGAGGUGGAAGCGGACACUGACAUUGUCAAGCCUGUUUUCAGAGCAAGGAGGCAGAGAGAUAUACUGGGUACCAGCGAGCUCAAGGCAAAAAUGCGGCAGAGCGGAUAUCCGUAG
Molecule: messenger RNA, 615 nt
Organism: Lasiodiplodia theobromae
Lineage: Eukaryota; Fungi; Ascomycota; Dothideomycetes; Botryosphaeriales; Botryosphaeriaceae
Exons: 2
Coding region: 1-615 (204 amino acids)
Source: RefSeq, a predicted model, not a curated record